CUUGUUAUUGCUCUUGCUGCUUCUUUCUACUUUCCGCAGAAAACACCUACCACUUUCCGUGGACACCGUGGACUACGGCCGGCACGCUCGACGGAUACGCUGCGUGUACAAGUACGAACACCUUUACCUUGGGUGAUUUGAUCAAGCGCAGUGGCUACAAUCUUGCUGCGAUAACCGCACCCUUUGCCAGAAGCACAUCCGGAAUCGCCGAAGGCAAUCAAGUCGUGUUGUGCACCGAGUAGGGAUUUGCGGCCUCACCAUGAUCAACACGGGCAAACUAGCUGGGAGGACACUCUUCAUCACGGGCGCCAGCCGAGGGAUCGGCAAGGAGAUUGCCCUGAAAGCCGCCAAGGACGGUGCCAACGUGGUAAUUGCUGCCAAGACGGCCGAGCCCCAUCCUAAGCUUCCAGGCACCAUCUAUACAGCCGCCAAGGAAGUGGAAGCUGCGGGAGGCAAGUGCCUUCCCUGCGUCCUUGACGUCCGCGAUGAGGAACAGGUCAAGAGGGCCGUCGGGGACGCCAUUUCCAAGUUUGGCGGCAUCGACAUCCUGGUCAACAACGCGAGUGCCAUCAGUUUGACGCAGACACAGAGCACAGAGAUGAAGCGCUACGACCUGAUGCACUCUGUGAACGUCCGCGGCACAUUCCUCACCUCCAAGUACUGCAUUCCCCACCUGAAGAAGUCCAGCAAUCCGCACAUUCUCAUGCUCAGCCCACCGCUCAUCAUGAAACCAAUCUGGUUUCAAAACCACCUAGCUUACUCUAUGUCCAAGUACGGAAUGUCCAUGUGUGUUUUGGGCUUGUCCGAGGAGCUGCGUGCAGAUGGCAUUGCCGUCAAUGCUUUGUGGCCUAAGACAGCUAUCCACACAGCAGCCAUAGAGAUGCUCAUGGGUGCCGAGCACGGUCAAAGCUCCAGCCGCAAGCCUACCAUCAUGGCCGAUGCUGCGUAUGCUAUCCUGACCAAGCCCAGCCGGUCUUUUACUGGCAACUUCUGCAUCGACGAACGGUUGCUGAAAGAAGAAGGGGUCAAGGACUUCGAACAGUAUUCGUGUGUGCCUGGCUCCAAGCUACAGCCAGACUUCUUCAUUCCGGAUGACGUCCUCGCCGAGUUUGACCAGCAGCAGGUGUCGUCGCUGGGCAUUGGCGGUACCAGCGCAGCAGCCUCACCACCGUCUUCCACAUCUAAUAGUCCUGCUGCCAGUGACGGAGUCGAUGGAAUCGUGCAGAAGAUCAACCAGAAGUUGAGCCCCGAGCUGGUUGCCUCUACUAAAGGGCUGUUUUUGUUCCAAGUUAAAGGUGGUGAUGACUUCUUCGUAGACCUCCGAACGGAAGGGGGUAGCGUUGGCAAAGGCCAGCCGUCGGAAGGCAACUCGCCUGACGUCGUAUUUACCAUGGACGCCGACAGCCUGCUCAAGAUGUUUGCAGGCAGUCUGAAGCCAACGGCAGCCUUUAUGAGCGGCAAGAUGAAGAUCAAGGGCGACAUGGGGAAGGCCAUGAAACUCGAAAAGCUUAUGGGCAGCUUCCGAGCCAAACUCUAGAAACCAACCGAGCCUUAUGCUUUUUGUUUGGCAACUACUUCGGCAUGUUUCACCGACUCCGGUCUGUGCAGCCAAGCAGAAGGAAGAUCACAAAGGCUAGACACCAACAGCGCCACCCGCUUCAUGAACGUCGCUGGUCAACCAGAUUUUUCAGCUUACCUCGACGCAGAGACUGUGUCAACAUUUGCUGGAUCAAAUGUAGUGCGUGAUCUCGCAUUUCGUUCAACUCCAGCGCGUUUGGUGCUUCCAGCGACCUCGAGAGGCAUCGGCAAGACAACAUAAUUAUGUGCAGUGGCUCGAGUCGUAUCUUGAACUUCCUAGUGUGGAAGCUUUUUGAUCAAUUCAUUUUAUGAUCGGGUCCACCUCAUCGGGAACAUAGCAAUGUGGAAGUUUGUUAGUGUAACAAAGGGUGUGGUGAAGACAGCGUCUUAUGAAUAAGGUUAAUUUUGCUUUUUCUCGGUUUCGGUUCUUCAGAUGUCUAGAGUGUCACUGAUGGUUAUAUCUUAUCGCUUGAUGAGAUGUGAUUUUAAUGGAAAUGUGGCAUUCAUUCGCAUGAUGGAGCAACUGUCUGGAAUAGGAACAAGUGUUACUUUAUACAUUUUGAAAUGUUUACCUUGCUCACUAGGAUGGACAUUAUAUCUGCACUAAUGGCAUUGAUUGCAUUAAUUCUUGAUGUUAAUCAAGAAAUAUUUUUAUACUGGAAAAUGAAUGCUGUCAGUUUUUUAGUUGUGUUGUUGCAACACUCUUCAUAGCAUCUAGACUAUCUUUUUUUUGUUACCAGGGCCUAAUAUUUUGCUUUAUGUAAAAAUAUUAUGCGGCUUUUACAUAUGAAGCUGUAUGCUUGUAUGCAUAGAAAAAAUGUGAGUAGUUUUGUUUUCAAAGCUGAAUCUGUUACUGUAUAUAACACACUCGUGUGCCUUAAGAGAACUGUUAUGCCUUAUAGAACCAUUCUGCUGUGCAAUAUGAAUAGCUAAAGUAUUUCGUAUAACCUCUAACUGAUGUUGGUUGUUUGCAAGGUGUAAUGAACUGGAGUGUCUUACAGUGAUAGCAUGUGUUGUCAAACUGCUGUGCAGUGGAAAAUUAAAGCUUGAAAUCUUUUAAGUGGUGGCUACACUGGUGGAGAGAUGCCGCAAGCAAAUGCUCACAUUAUUACGCAUCUGUGGUGGUACGUACGGCUGCACCGGUCCUAGGCUAGUCCACAACGAUGGUGAAACAAUACUUGCAGUUAAUGUGGAGUCUCCAUUUUAAAAAGACUGAAAAACACUUUUCUAAAUAGUCCUCAAGUGGCUUCACUAAAAGAGCAUGUCGUCUCACGUAUUGGCUGCCCUGAAAAUUUUUUAGAGUCCAUCAAGUACUAAUGGAGUUACAGAAACUUGUUGCAUUCUUCAAGCGCUCUCCUUCUUGUCUUCGUACUAAUGAGCUCUCUGAAAGCUUGCAAGAAAUAUGUGUCCCUUCAUGGCUUACUUUAAGUUUGAUCGCGGCCAGGCACGUAGCGCCAUCCCGUGGCGGCCACGGUCACUAUGCAGCUAUCAGUGCUCAAUUGAGCCAAUGGCUAUAAACUUUGAGUUAUGUGGCGUCAUGUAUUCCGAAAGGAGGGAGUGGUUUGCGAAUGGGAGAAUCAAUUUUUCGUUCCAGGCCUUAUGCUGCACUGAUGUUUGGCUCGCAUACUCUCGGAGGCGUUGACUACAAAUUGGCAGCAUUUUCUGACCAUGCUCAGAAAGUGUUGCAUGGCCCCUUAUAUUAGCGAAGAUUACAGGCAGAGUUUGAAAGGGGGCAGUAGUAUCUUUCGUAGGCCAAUAGGCUGUGAGAUUGCCACGCCGUCUAGCCUUUCUUGGCAAGCAACAACUACGGUUCCGAAAACUGUAUUUUUUACGCGAAGUAAAAUUGUUGCCUCUUCAUCGGCCUCUACAAUGUGUACCACUAAUCAUGCUCUGUGCGCAUUUACUUACUCGGCACAAAACGAGAAGCAGCAGAAUAAUAUGGAAGUGAUGGCCAUUUACAAUUGAGAAUAAUAAAGUCCAUUAAGUGUGCUUAUAAUUUAAGUGCACUUUUGGGCUUGGUGCGGGCUAAGUGGAUCGGCUCGGUAUGGGAUGUUUGUGCAUCCAAAGGGCUUUUUUUUUUUGUGCGCAAGGUACAGUCUGCUUGGUUCUUGCAUUUGUUGCAUGCGUGCACGUUCAGGUGAAGGUUACCUAAUCUUUGCCUCAUUAACAAUUCUUCUACUGAACUCUGUUCUAAAUCACAAGCCAACUGACUCGAGAUUGUCUUGAAGUCCUAUGCCAUGGCAUUUGUGCAGCUUCGGGACAGAAUAUAUGUAUUUCGAUAUGGUGUGGUCAAUGUUGGUUCUUUGUGCUCGGCAUGUCAAGCUGACAUUGUGUUGAAACAAUGCUCACAUGCCCUGAGCGUAAGCGAAUGAGCUAUCGCUGAAUGAAGCAAUGAAUGGUGAAGCCAUUUCAUUAUUUUUUGGUAAAAUUUUUGAAGAUGCCUGCAAAAGAUUGCUUUCUUUGCACUAAACUCAAUUUUACUCAAGAGCUAGUGUUAUCAGCAUGCUUUGCUUUGAACAUGGGAAUAUCCUGCAUUACAGCAGACUUUCAUUGCAUCCACUUUGUUAGAUUCUAUGUAUAAUGGACAGAUGUGUAUGCUCCUUCAACAUUGUACACUAGAGAAGGUAGCCUGCACAACAGGUAGUAUCAUGAGACUCCAUCCAAUUGUUGGAGGGCGAAUUUCGUUAGCAUCUAAAAGUGCCUGUGCUGACAUCAGCUAUGUUCUUGUACAUGUGCUGUUGAACCAAGAUACUAUGUGGGUCUUACUGCUCAAGCUGACUCCAGGAACAAAAAAUUUUCAUGAAGCAGAGAUUUUGGGCAGCGUAAGGAGUGCAAAGAUUUGUUUCUAGUUCUCUUUACCUUUGAGUAUGUAAAAGGUACUAACAAUCCUUCUGAUGUAUAGUAAUGGUUUAAUAAAUCUUGGCUGUACAAAUGUA
Messenger RNA from Rhipicephalus microplus (southern cattle tick), 4514 nucleotides. It is a transcript of the gene Hsdl2, whose product is annotated as Hydroxysteroid dehydrogenase like 2. NCBI's taxonomy places the organism in Eukaryota, Metazoa, Arthropoda, Arachnida, Ixodida, Ixodidae. The record is from RefSeq and is a predicted model, not a curated record. Gene Ontology annotation, cellular component: mitochondrion.